AUAUAAUUGCCUUGAGCAAUUUGGAAUUUCUGGAUCUCAGUAUGAACAAUUUUGAGAGCUUUGUGACUACCAAAGGUAGUAGAAGAAUGAGUGCUCUACGAAAUUUACAACUUGGAGAUUCAGAUUCAAACUCAACCAAAGUUGUAGAAUCCCUAAAAUCAUUCUCAUCUCUCAAAGAGCUUUCUUUUAUACAUAGUAAUCUCACUGCUUCUGCCACAACUUACGCAUUAAGAAAUAUGAGCACACUGGAGUACUUGUACUUGGAUGGAUCUUAUUUAAAUGAGAAUUUUCUCUCAAGCAUUGGACAAAUGACUUCUCUUAAAGUGUUGAAUAUGGCUUUUGGUGACCAUUAUGGCACCCUCCCUAAUCGAGGUAACCUUAUUUGUUCUUAUUGUUGACGAUCGCAUGUUAACUAGAACACAAUCACACACAAACCAAAUAGAAAAGAAGAUAGGGAAAAGACUCAAAUAUGCCACUGAACUAUCAGAAAUGGCUCAUUUAUGUCAUCCGUUAAAAGUUUGGCUCAUUUAUGACAUCGCCGUUAUAAAACCUGCUCAUCCAUGCCAUUACUUUUUAACAACCGGUUUUCAAAAACAGCUUUGCCACGUGGCAGCUUAUUAGAGGGCUACGUCAUUUUUCAUUUAUUUUUCAUUAUUUUUUAUUUAAAAAUAAAAAUAAAAAAAAUUGAUCCAUUAAAAAAAAUUCACGCAACUUUUUGAUCCAUUGAAAAUUAGUUUGAUCUAUGCUUUUAAAAUUUGAUUAAUUUUUCAUGAAUAUAUUCUUAAAACAUUCUCGUUCGAUUCGUUUUUUUAAUCAUUUUUGACAUAUUAAGAUUGUUUUCAUAUUUUACCUUUAAUAUUAAUUAUUUUUUUCUUCAAAUUAAUUUCAAAUACAAUAGUAAACAUCAUUUAAUAAAUAUAUUAUAAUAAAAUAGUUAUUUUAAUUGACUGGCGAAUAACUAAAAGGGAACAGAGAAAGUAUACACUCCACGCUUUUUAUCACUUUAUUAUUAUUUUUUUUAAAAGAUUCACGUUAACUAAAGAUUUUGUCAUUUUUCAGUUGAAACUGAAGGGAUAUAUAAACAUCAAAUAUUAUUAUUAUAUUAUUAAUAGUUAGCUUCUCAUUUUGCCAACUCCACGUAUACUAUAUAUGUUGUCGCCUUCCUGUUUUUGCUAUGAUAAAUGAUGAUGCAUAAAGUGUUACAUACAAAUGUUGAAUGCUGAUUAGGGGCGGCUCAACCCUUUAGGAGAAAAGGCAGUCGCCUAAGACCCCAAAAUUUGAGGGGCCUAUUUUUGUUUAGUAAUAAUAAAUUAUAAAUUUUAAGAAAUAUAUUAAAUACUAUUUAUAGAAAAAAGAAAAAUUUUAUAUAAAAAAAGUAAAACGCAAGGCCUUCGUUUGAUUUUUGCCUUAGGCCAUAAAUUUGCUUGAGCCGCCCCUGAUGCUGAUGAUGUCAUUCUAUGCUUGAUAAAAAAAUAAAAAAAUAAAAAAGUUACUUACAUUCGGCUGACAAAAUAUUUCAUGUA
Capsicum annuum is the source of this 1523-nucleotide messenger RNA. Its product is annotated as receptor-like protein 47. NCBI's taxonomy places the organism in Eukaryota, Viridiplantae, Streptophyta, Magnoliopsida, Solanales, Solanaceae. The record is from RefSeq and is a predicted model, not a curated record. Gene Ontology annotation, molecular function: protein binding.